This is a messenger RNA of Charadrius vociferus (killdeer), 2610 nucleotides long. It is a transcript of the gene STIL, whose product is annotated as SCL/TAL1 interrupting locus. Bases 1 to 2610 code for a protein of 869 amino acids. The record is from RefSeq and is a predicted model, not a curated record. The transcript has 13 exons. Lineage: Eukaryota; Metazoa; Chordata; Aves; Charadriiformes; Charadriidae. Gene Ontology annotation, biological process: centrosome duplication; smoothened signaling pathway; mitotic spindle organization. Gene Ontology annotation, cellular component: centrosome; centriole.
AUGGUCCCUUUCAGUUUCCCCCUGUCAAAGUGUGCGCUUUGGGACCCAAUCCCUAUGGGUGAUGUCAUUGGCUCACACAUCACCUAUUACAGAAACCCAAAGUUAUCUAUGACGGAGAAAACUUUGCGACUUGCCUAUCGCCAUGCUAAGCAGAAUGACAAGAAAUUAUUUUCCUGUUUUUUGCUUGGGACUCUUGCAGUAGAUGAAGCUGGGGAAGGCAUAAUGCUAACAAUAGACCGCUUUGAUCCUGGUCGAGAAGUUGCUGGUGGAUCGGGCAAAAUUCCAACUGCGUCUCUUCCUGGAGACUUUUUGAUUCCGUGUACCAUUAGUGCCUGGGGACCUUCUUCAGAAAAUAUUAUAGUGCACAGUGCUGAAGAUAUCAGCUUGGCUUUCAAGGGUGUGCAGCACAGUCUGUGCAGCAAAGAAUCACUGGAUCUUUCUAAACUGCUCACUGUUAGAGCUCACAUUGUUUUCACAGAAAACCUGGAUAAUCUGCAUUUUAAUUUCCACUGGGCUUCUAUUACCGCAGCAAAUAUCUUGGAAUACACCCCCGUGAAGUCUGUCCCAAUUAUUCCCACAGCUCUAGCAAGAAAUUUGAACAGUCCUAUGAAUAUCGCACAAGUUCAAGGAACUUACAAAUGUGGCUACCUUACUAUGGACCAGACACGAAAAUUGCUUUUGCUGCUCGAGUCUGAUCCCAAGGCUUAUGCGCUGCCAUUAGUUGGAGUUUGGCUGAGUGGAGUUACUCAUGUCUGUAGUCCUCAAGUCUGGGCAUGUUGUGUGCGAUAUUUAUUCAGUUCUUCAAUUCAAGAAAGGGUUUUUUCAGAAUCUGGGCGUUUUCUUAUUGUGCUUUAUUCAUUGACACACAAGGAGCCAGAAUUUUAUGAGUGUGUUCCAUGCAGUGGACAGACUGAACUAGGGUUUCAGAUCUUGACUUGCAAUGAAACAGUACACCUCUUCAAAAAUGUUGAACCUUCAGACAAGAACCCUAUCCACUUUGAGUUGAGUGCAGAAAACCAAAAUGCAGAAACUGAGUUCUUCAGCAGAGUUUGCAAGAAACUUCCUAUCAGAAGUCCUUCCCAAGGCUGCUCACCCAGCAAGUUGUCAGCAAGCGAUCACGACUCUGGUGUAGAAGAUGAGGAUUUAUCCCCCAGACCAAUUCCAAGUCCUCACCCAGUGAGUCAACAGGUAACUAAGAUCUUUCCUUCAGUUCCUGAACUGUCACUUGUUUUGGAUGGGAGUUUCAUAGAAUCAGGACAAUCGCCUAAGCCUAUGGGGACUUCAAAUGCUAAAAGUCUACCCUCAGCACUACACCAGCCUAAUAAAAAGAAAGGAAAUGGAAACGUUUCCCAAGCACUUGUUCGCAGUUCAACCUCGGAAGAAAGUAUUAGCGAGUCUUUACAGAAAGAACCAACAGAGGGAGCCAGCAACCAUGUGGUGGUAACAAGUGAGCAAAGCUCAGAGCCACCCGCCUCGUUGCUGCCUCGGCAUCCGUCAGAGGAUCAGAAGCUUUACCAGGACUUACUGGGCCAAGUAAACCACCUCUUAAAGUCAUCAGAAGAGCAAGAUCAGUUGCCUGUAAAAUCAGGAUUUGUUAAUGAUGAUGGUCCUAAGUAUCACGAUAUUGAUGAUAAAACAGAAAUGGCUUCAGAGACUGACGUGGGAAUGGUGGAUAAAGAGAGUGUGAUUAGUGCUACACUCAAGCAACUGAAGAGUCUUGGAGUGACAAUUGACUCGCCUGGCAAAGCGAAGAAGAAUACACACAAAGUGGAGAAUGCCAGCAUCUUAGCAUGCAUAAAUCCUGAAGCAGUGGUUCCUGGACUAAAUUACAUGUCAUUUGCCAAUGUCAGCAUGUGUGGCUUAACUCCUAACAUUGUUGAUCUGAGCAUGGAAGCAAACGCUAUAGCUCUCAAGUAUCUCAGUGAAAAUCAGUUAUCUCGACUUUCUCUCAGUCGCUCAGGCCAAAGUCCUCCUGCAGAUUUCUGUUUCCAAGACCUGUUGCAUACAAAUAUGGACAAGAGCAUGGUGGGUCUUAGCUUAAUUUCACCAAAUAAUAUGUCUUUUGCAACCAAGAAGUACAUGAAGCGAUAUGGGCUGAUACAGGGCAAUGACAGUAGCGAAGACGAGGAGGAAUUGCAGGUUCAAGAUGGCAAUUCUGGCACUGUCAAAAGCGAAAGCGUGCUGGACAAAAACUGUACCCCUGUGUUGGAUGGCUUCAAUCACUGGACUGAAUUAUCCAAAAGAAUUGAUGGAAGAUUUCCCAUUCAUUUAAAAAGUCACAGCAGAGGGUUGACUACUAAUGCUUCUCCACCAGAAUUGAACAGCCCUGUGUUAAGAAAUAUUACAAAUGAAAUUUGUCCUCCCAGAGCAGAUGAAGCAGAUGAAGACUCGGUUCAGGUUUUAAAGGAUUUAAAAUCAAAAACCAAAUUGUUACCUGGGAGGGUUGAAUUCACUGAACAACCUGGCAGGAAAGACGAAGGAGAUAUUCGGGUCUUCCCUGGAAAUCUGCAUACUCCAGCUCUUGAAACGUUAAACCAGUCGAACAGCAUAAAUUCUGUUGGCACCAUUCUUGAUGUGAAACAACUCAGGCAGUUGCCAAAGUUGUUCUGA